CCAGAAGAAGGGAAGCCGCCACUUGCGGCUCGGGCGGGCGCGGCGCUUGCGGGGCCGCGAGGAGGAGCAGCGGGAGGUCGCCGCGGGCAGAUCCCAGUAAUCGGCCAUUCAUCUCCCAGCAGCGCCUCGAGCGCCUCCGGCCGCAAGACGCGAUCCAGGCCCCGGGAAGCCGCCGGGCCCGGCGCGGAUCCCGUCCAUGCGCGAUUAACCCGGCCCCGGCCCCGGCCCCGGCCCCGGCCAUGGGUAAUGGACUGUCGGAGCAGGCGUCGAUCCUGUCGGGCCUGCCGCCCUUCCACAGCUUCCACAUCGUCAUCCUGGGGCUGGACUGCGCCGGGAAGACCACGGUCCUCUACCGGCUGCAGUUCAACGAGUUCGUCAACACCGUCCCCACCAAGGGGUUUAACACGGAGAAGAUCCGGGUGACCCUGGGCAACUCCAAGACGGUGACCUUCCACUUCUGGGAUGUCGGCGGGCAGGAGAAGCUCAGGCCCCUGUGGAAGUCGUACACGCGGUGCACGGACGGCAUCGUGUUCGUCGUGGACUCGGUGGACGUCGAGAGGAUGGAAGAGGCCAAGACGGAGCUCCACAAGAUCACCCGCAUCUCGGAGAACCAGGGCGUCCCCGUGCUCAUCGUGGCCAACAAGCAGGACCUGAGGCACUCGCUCUCCCUGGCCGAGGUGGAGAAGCUGUUGGCCACGGGGGAGCUGAGCUCGUCCACCCCCUGGCACCUCCAGCCCACGUGCGCCAUCAUCGGCGACGGACUCAAAGAGGGCCUGGAGAAGCUCUACGACAUGAUCGUCAAGCGGAGGAAAAUGUUGCGGCAGCAGAAAAAGAAAAGAUGAGGCCUCGGCGGGGCCCGCCGGCCCGCGGCCCGCAGUCGUCGGUUCGGACGCGGCCUCCUCCGACCGGCCGAAGGGUCGAGGAGCCCGGUCCUUCCCCUCGGGCGGAGGGGUGGACGUUCGCCGAUUUUUUUAUUAUCAUUAUUUUCGUCUCCUCCUCCUCCACGCGUCCGGCCCCCCGCCCCUCCCGGCGUGUCUGUCCCGAGAGCCGGUCGAGAGCUCGGGAAGCGGACGGCGACGUUUGACCUCAGCUUUUCGAAUAGCCAAAUAAAAGGAUGAAGAGUUUUA
This is a messenger RNA of Ornithorhynchus anatinus (platypus), 1127 nucleotides long. It is a transcript of the gene ARL4A, whose product is annotated as ADP ribosylation factor like GTPase 4A. Bases 240 to 842 code for a protein of 200 amino acids. The record is from RefSeq and is a predicted model, not a curated record. The transcript is spliced from 2 exons. Lineage: Eukaryota; Metazoa; Chordata; Mammalia; Monotremata; Ornithorhynchidae. Gene Ontology annotation, biological process: intracellular protein transport; vesicle-mediated transport. Gene Ontology annotation, cellular component: cytoplasm. Gene Ontology annotation, molecular function: GTPase activity; GTP binding.